CUUGCGGAGCAGCGUAACGCAGUAUUUUUCAUGUUUGACCCCGUAAAAUGAUAUAAUUUGCAAAGGAAGCUGCGAAAACGCGCUGGAAGGAAAGCAUCGCGGGAUCCGAUCUCGUAGCGAGUCCUCUGAGAUCGCUGGAACAAAGGAAAUUAACAAUGAGUGAAGUUGAUGCGAAAUCUAUGAACAAUAAAUUGUUUGAUGAAGGGGAUGUGGCAUAAAUGGACAUGGAGUUGCAUAUUCUUGUUAUUCAAAAAUAUCUGGCUGCUGGUGAUUUAUGUUGGAACAACCAAUGUUAGACGUGCAGGCUACAUAUGUCCCAUCUGUUAUUUAUAGGCCCAUAUUGCCAUCCGAUCUUGAUGUUCUUGAGCAAAUACAUGCCAAAUUGUUUCCAAUAAGGUAUGAGAGAGAGUUCUUCCUUAAUGUUGUCAAUGGUCAUGGCAUUGUCUCAUGGGCAGCAGUUGAUAUUGGUCUGAACAGUCAAAGCGAUGAACUUAUUGGGUUUGUUACUACACGAGUGAUAGCCGCUCAUGAUAGUGAGAUUGAAGACUUACUUACAUCUGAUGCUUCAAGAAAAGAUGCAACUCUUGUAUAUAUACUGACACUUGGUGUUGUAGAGCGUUAUCGGAAUCAUGGGAUUGCUGGUUCUCUUGUUCGGGAAGUCACAAAAUAUGCUUCGAGCAUGACAAACUGCCGAGCAGUUUACUUGCAUGUUAUUGCUUAUAAUCAGCCUGCGAUCAAUUUCUAUCAAAAGAUGCAAUUCAAGCUCAUAAGGAAAUUGCACAAGUUUUACUACAUCAAGGGCCGACACUACGAUGCAUAUUUAUUCGUGUAUUAUGUAAAUGGUGGCCGAUCUCCCUGCUCUCCACUGCUUCAGUGGUAUGCACAUCCUUUUCCUUAUGCAGAGACGUCCUGUCAACGGCUGCGACGUACAUUAAGGGCCUGCUUAAGCUUCUUGCUACAAAGCUAUGGAAAAAAGCCGAAAAGAAGAGCCCUAGGUGGUCAAAGUGUAAAGAAAGCAGCACCCUUUUACUCACUCAGAAUAAGAGAAUCAUUGGUUCGGACAACACAAUAUGCCAAUGCGUGUGAUAAAGCCGCCAUUUCAAAAUAAAAAUCGACUACCUCAGUAUAAGUAUCAUAGUGUAUAUGUUCAUCGGUCAUUGUACCGUUUGUAUCAUCAAUUUUCAUCAGUUUUGUGGUUCAAAUCAUACCAAUUGUGGUCACAGGGAAAAUCAUGUUAGUUGACUUUUUAAAGACCUCUUGUUUCCAAUUCUGAUUUCUGCAAUCUCAAUGAUUUCAUGAAAAAGAUGUUGUUUCUUCUUUUGCA
Molecule: messenger RNA, 1324 nt
Organism: Dioscorea cayenensis subsp. rotundata (Guinea yam)
Lineage: Eukaryota; Viridiplantae; Streptophyta; Magnoliopsida; Dioscoreales; Dioscoreaceae
Product: histone acetyltransferase MCC1
Exons: 6
Coding region: 275-1108 (277 amino acids)
Biological process (GO): N-terminal peptidyl-methionine acetylation
Cellular component (GO): Golgi membrane
Molecular function (GO): protein-N-terminal amino-acid acetyltransferase activity; histone acetyltransferase activity
Source: RefSeq, a predicted model, not a curated record